CCAGUUUUGCCCGCCUGGUCACGUGAUCGCGUGUCACAUGACCGUGCUUCCGAUAAGGAGCGGGGCUUCAGCCGCCUCCCGAGGAUUUCCUCCGAGAGAGGGGAUGCGGUCGGUUGGGUGUCCCUGGUCGUCCUGAGCGCGGCGGUUCCUUCGACCUGCCAAGGAUGCGGCUUUGGUCUUUGCUGUGGCUGCUGGGCUGCAGAGCGGCUGCUUGGUGGAGCGACGAUUACUCGCUGGAUGAUGCCGUCGGGCUGGGGCGGCAGUUGGAUGGCAUCGGAGCCAUUAGCGGCGGCGGGGCUACCUCACGUCUUUUAGUGAAUUAUCCAGAGCCUUAUCGAUCUCAGAUUUUAGAUUAUCUUUUUAAGCCAAAUUUUGGUGCCUCCUUACAGCUCCUCAAAGUAGAGAUUGGUGGUGAUGCACAGACUACAGAUGGCACUGAACCCUCCCACAUGCAUUAUGAAAAUGAUGAAAAUUAUUUCCGUGGCUAUGAAUGGUGGCUGAUGAAAGAAGCUAAAAAGAGAAAUCCUUCCAUUAAAUUGAUUGGCUUGCCCUGGGCUUUUCCAGGAUGGAUUGGGAGGGGUAUGAGUUGGCCUUAUGCCUACCCGGAUGUCACUGCAUAUUAUAUCAUCUCCUGGAUUAUAGGAGCUAAAAAAUAUCAUGAUUUGGACAUUGACUACAUUGGGAUUUGGAAUGAACGACCUUUUAACAGUACAUAUAUCAAGAUUUUAAGGUACGCUUUGGAUAAGCAAGACCUUCAGCGAGUGCAGAUCAUAGCCAGCGAUGACCUAUGGGAACCAAUAUCCUUUUUCAUGCUCACUGACUCUGAGCUCCAUGAAGCAGUCAGUAUUAUUGGGGCUCACUAUCCAGGGACAGAAACAGUGAAAGCUGCUCAAUUAACUCUAAAGAAACUCUGGUCUUCUGAGGACUACAGUACCUUCAACAAUGAAGUGGGUUCUGGUUGCUGGGCUCGAAUCCUGAAUCAAAAUUAUGUAAAUGGGAACAUGACUGCCACUCUUGCUUGGAAUUUGGUGGCUAGUUACUAUGAAGAAUUACCCUUUGGAAGGUGUGGUUUAAUGACAGCACAAGAACCAUGGAGUGGACAUUACUCUGUGAAUUCUCCUAUAUGGGUCACAGCACAUACAACACAGUUCACCCAACCAGGCUGGUAUUACCUGAAAGUAGAUGGGCAUCUGAAAAAAGGUGGAAGCUUUGUGGCUCUGACUGAUGGGCUAGGCAAUCUGACCGUCAUCAUUGAAACAAUGACUCGUAACCACUCAAAGUGCAUCAGGCCACCACUUCCUCCCUAUGUUGUGUCACCCCAAAAGGCAGUUUUCCACUUGAAGGGAUCCUUUAGCAAGCUGAAAUCUCUUCAGAUGUGGUAUUCCAAGCUUGAUUUUUCUACUGCCAACUCCACAUUAUUUCAGUCACUUGGCCCUAAAAAUAUCUCUGAAGGAAUAUUGGCGCUAAAUUUGGGCUUGGAUGAAAUCUAUACUUUGACAACUCUAACAACUGGCCAUAAAGGUUCUUCCUCAGAACCUCCUCCUUCUCAACCUUUUCCGUCCAUUUACAAAGAUGAUUUCAACAUCCGCAACCCACCUUUCAGCGAAGCACCAUACUUUGCUGAUCAAACAGGAGUGUUUGAAUAUUUUAUUAAUGCUUCUGAUCCAGGGGACCAUGUCUUCACACUCCGACAAGUGGUGACUCAGAGACCUGUAACCUGGGCUCUAGAUGCAACGAACACAAUCAGCAUUAUAGGCAAUUAUAAGUGGAUAAAUUUCAUAAUAACCUGUGAUAUUUAUAUAGAAUCAAAUAAAGGAGGAGCAUUCAUUGCAGGAAGAAUUAGCAAAGGUGGCAUAUAUGUUCCAUCUGCCCAAGGAAUUUUCUUCUGGGUUUUUCCUGAUGGCACAUAUCGAGUCACAAGAGAUCUCGCUGGCGUUGAUAUCUUGAUGAAAGGGUUAUCUGGUGUGCGAGCAAACAGAUGGCAUACACUCACUCUGAUUCUGAAGGGAUCCAAUAUCUCUGGCAUGUUGAAUGGCUAUCCUUUGUGGGAGAACAUCACCACACACAGUCCAGAGAAUGGCUGGGCAGCUAUUGGGACCCAUUCUUUUGAACUGACACAAUUUGAUAAUUUUCACGUUGAGGCCAGCUGAGGUUUCCAUCAUAUAUUGUCAAUUCUGAGUGUGCCCAGACAAACCUUAAUUUAAUAGUUAAUUAUGCUACUGGAGAUUUUUUGAUCAUUUCCUGCUAAUAUUAAUAUACAUUCAAUGUUCUUCUGACAAUAAAUUGCUUCUUUCCCUUCUUAAAAUCAGAUCUUUGUUAAAACAUUUUUGUGCAAGCUAUAAAUGGAAAUGCAAUCAUAUGGAAUGCCUCAUUUGUUAUGAAGCAUGGAAUGAUGGAAUAAGGAUUUUAGUGGAUUUAUAUGUUUUCUACUAGGACAUGAGAUUUUACUCCUAGUUUUCUAAUGUCUUAAUACACUUAUCUAGUUAUAAUGAAGAAAAAAAAUAGCCAGUUUACGACUGGCUGGCUUAUCUGUGAAAUGCCUUAUUUUAAACUACCUCUUGUUGAUAACAGCAUAGCAAAUAUAUUGAAAAUGCCUAUUACUAAUCUUACGUUGGUAACCCAAUAACCCAGAUAGCUUUAUAGUUUUCUUCUUUGUUUUUGACUAGAUACAUUGAAGGAGAAAAAAGUGUAGAGUUGGUCCUUAGUGAAGUUCAAAAUUAUGAUGGACCUCCCAAGAGCUAUUUACAACUUGUACUUGCAGCUCUGAUGGCUGCACCAUCUCCAAAAUGUGUCACAUAAUCACAUUUUGGGGUCUUGACAACUGGCUUGAAUUUAUGGCUGUUUUCAGCAUUUGGUGGUCACGUGACCAUGAUUUUUGGUAUUUUUUGCUGGUUUCUGGCUUUUACUUCUGAUUUCUGACAAAAAACAUCUAUUGGUGAAAGCAGAUUUGCUUAAUAACCGUGGCAUUUAUUUAACAACUGACACAAAGAAGGAUGUAAAAUUGGGCACUGUCACAUGGUCAUCCGAUUAACAACUACCAUGACUUACUACCAUGAAUCCAGGCUCAUUUAUGUUGUAAGUCAAGGACUACCUGUGGGUGAUGAAAAUUCACGAGACCUUGUUUUACCUCUUGUCUGCAGGCCAGCAUCCAUAUGAAAGUACUAUUGCAAAAGGACAUUACAAGCAGUUAAAUUGUGAAAUUUAUAACCCAAAGAGUUACACAAGCAUCAGUAUCUGUGGAUGAUGUACAUAGCAAGGCCCUAACUUUCAUGAAUAAGAAGGCAUGCAUAAAAACAAUAGUUCACAUACAUUAGCUUGCAAAUGCCAAUGUUCCUUUAUGCUUUUUGGUGAAAUUUAAUAUUGAAGGGUAAAAUAAUUUGCUUAUUUAUUGAUCUUUUAUUAGUUAACUAGUUUCAGUUUAUUUUAUUACUUAGUAUUCUGAAGUGUACAGGGUAGGUGCCAAAUACAAAAUAAUGAAGAAUAAAACUAAUACAAACUGGCAAUUUAUAGGGCAGAGCAGAUAGCUCUCUAUGAGAAUGUACUAAGUUGUCCUGAAUAUAUAAUUGCAAAGGUAUACUGAAUAAUUAUAGUUGGGAAAAAUAUUAACACAGAAUUCUAAAACUGCUCAACAGAAGUCUAUAAGGUUCUGAUCAACAUCUGAUCAGUUGUUGUUCAUAAUUUGACAAAUGAAGCUGAGAGAUAAAUAGUCUAUAUAAGACAAGUUAUGCCAGAAAGGGUUGUGGUUGUGGAUUUGUUUUCUUUGUUUGUUACUAUUGAUAAUCAGAAAGAUUUGCAGUGCUGUAGCAAAUUAUAUAGAUUGUACACCUGAAUCUUGUUUUACGUUUUCUCACCUUUUAUCUACCAUUGAAGAAACACUAAUAUGUUCCUGUUUCUGCUAGCGUUAUGGAUUGCUGGCUUUAUAGAAAGAAUAGGUAUCUUCUUAAAACUGUGCCCCUUUAUAAAAAAUAGUUCAAUUUUGUGUCUCUUUUCAUUUAAUUCUAGGCAAUGUCAUGACAUUCAGUAAAACUAACUGGAUAUGCUACUUUGAAAGUUGAUUCUGACUAAAUUGUGUUUAUACUCUAGAUAGCAUUACAAAAUAUCUUUGUUAAGUGACACACAGAUAUAUUUCUCUUCUAGUUCAAAGAGACUUCUGAGACAAGAUAUUACAGUUGAUAAUGUAUUGGUUUACAGAACAGAAUUAUGAUUGUUUGUCUGUUCCAGACAUGAUUAAACCACAAGCCCCCAAUUAAACAUAUUUUUUUCUAUCUUGACCAAAACAAUUGUUUACUAGCCAGGAUAUUGAAUUAAAUUUCAAACUUGAACAGUUUAGUUUGUUUGUAAGUUGUUGAUUACCAGUUAGGCAAAGACAAAAUUCUAGUUAUUGAAAGUUCCUGGGAUGAGUGAAAUGCUUGUUUAUGGCUUAGCUUAAGACAAAAGAUGAUCAGAUUGGCCAAUGGUACAUAUAUACUUGCAUGCAGUUAAUAAACUAAUAAUAAUAUAUAUGCUUGUCUGUUUUAUUAGUUGGAUAUUGUUUGGUAUCAAAAUUAAACACAUAUUUUUAAAAGGAAAAGUUUUUUUUUUGAAUUAGAGAUCAAAAAAAGUAACUUUCCCCAUUAAAGACUAAUGGCUUAGCAACUAAAUAAAUUUUGAUAUCUUAUAUUGGCCAGGUGUUCAAAACUGGAGGUUGAAAUGAUGUCUACUUUCUUUUCCUUUGUAGUGUGGGAAUAUAAAGGAUAGACUACACAGGAUUUGUUUUUUGUUUGUUGUCAUUUUUUCCCCAAAUAGACUUUAAAGUUCUAGAUGAAGUAAUUCAUACCAUCAGAGCAGACAGGGUCAAAAUGUUUGGCUUUUUUGUUUCGUUCUACAUGUUAGAACGAAGCCCAAGAAAAUGGGUUUCUUAAAUUUUUGUCCCUUAGUACCCCCUCAGUCUGAGGAUGGAUUUAAGAUUGAAGCAAAUGCCUUAAAGUUAUUAAGUUAAUGAAUACUAUAAGGCUGCAAAUUUAAGAUUUCUAUUUUGCUUUCUGAGGAUUGCAGAAAAAUUACUAAGGGCACAUGACAUCCUUUGCAUAUAGUUAUCUCCCCCAACCACUUCAUUCUGGGAAUUUAUGCAUUCCAAGCAGUUUGAACACUAGUUGGCAAAGACUAAUUCAGGGAUAAGCAUGCUUACCUGCCUUUAUUACAAAGGCUUUAAUAUUUAUGCACUACAUUAAUGGUUCUGGUUUUGCAUUGUGCACUAAAAUUGUGCAAAAUCAAUUCUUGUUAAUUUAUGAAAUUACAGAUGUUUAUCAUAAAAUUGGCUUGUUUAAUUAAGAAACUGCUUUGAUGUUUCAACAAUAGUUUGAUGUAUGUGAUUGAUUAUUGCAAUUCGUAAUGUUUCAAACAAAGAAUAAAUGUCAUUUAAAUCUUU
This is a messenger RNA of Pantherophis guttatus, 5407 nucleotides long. It is a transcript of the gene GALC, whose product is annotated as galactosylceramidase. Gene Ontology annotation, cellular component: lysosome. Gene Ontology annotation, biological process: galactosylceramide catabolic process. The record is from RefSeq and is a predicted model, not a curated record. Lineage: Eukaryota; Metazoa; Chordata; Lepidosauria; Squamata; Colubridae. Gene Ontology annotation, molecular function: galactosylceramidase activity.